CAACAAGGUCCUCCCCUUUCCUCCCAGCAUCCCACCCCAACUCCAGGUCAGGAAAUCCUCCUCCACCUUUUCCCUAGCCUCCAGCCGGCUUCUGAAUAUAGGCUCCAGGGAAUGGAACAGCUUAGCAUAGACUAGGUUUUUGGGCGGCCUCUAGAGUUCCCUUCAUUGCUCUUCCCUUCUGGCAAAGUCCCUUGCCCAGGUCUGACCAGGAUCCUGGCUGCACCAAACCUGUUCCUUACCUAGGCUCGAGCUGCGUGCCAGCUCUGGGGGAGGGAGCAGGGAGCCGAAGCCGUCAGAAGAGGAGGGGGAGGGGGAAGAGGCGGAAGAAACUGACGUGGCUCUCUGAGAUGGAGCCCAGCGUGAUUCAUCAGCAGGAGCUGUAGCGGAGGAGCCUGCUUCUGGCCCCAGGCGGGAUGGGGGAAGCGUCCUGAGCGCUCAGUAGAGGCGCGGUGCGCGGACCUUUCCAGCCGGCUAAGGUGGAGAGGAAGACCAAGCUUUGUCGUACCCCGGCGUCUACGGUCAGUUCUUUUCCUUUGGUCGCGGAGUGCCCACGAAGGUCAAGAUGGAAGAGAUCCUGAGAAAGCUGCAGAAGGAAGCGUCCGGGAGCAAAUACAAAGCCAUCAAGGAGAGCAGCACCUUGGCCGUAGAAAUGCUGAGUGGUCCAGAUACCAUUGUCAAGAUUCCAUCUUACCAGCUGAGGGAGAAAUGUCUUCUUCCUCUCCAACUUGCUUUGGAAUCCAAGAAUAUGAAAUUGGCUCAAUAUGCUCUAGCAGGGAUGCAGAAGCUGCUGUCGGAUGAGAGAUUUGUCUCCAUGGAAACAGACUCUGAUGAGAAGCAGUUGCUUAAUCAGAUCCUGAAUGCUGUCAGAGUGACUCCUUCCCUCAAUGAAGACCUGCAGGUAGAAGUGAUGAAGGUUUUACUUUGCAUAACUUAUUCAUCCACCUUUGACAUGAAUGGAAGUGCAGUGCUGAAGAUUGCAGAGGUGUGCAUUGAGACAUAUGUAUCUAGCUGUCACCAACGUAGUAUUAACACUGCUGUGCGGGCAACUCUGAGUCAAAUGUUGAGUGAUUUGACUUUACAAUUACGGCAAAGGCAGGAGAACACGAUUGUUGAGAACCCAGAUAUUCCUCCAGUUUUGGGAAAACAAGGUUCAACUUUAGAAACCCUCUGUGAUGAUGUCGUCUCUGUCCUCUCUGUCCUGUGUGAGAAGUUACAGGCUGCAAUAAAUGAAAAUCAGCAGCUGCAACUUCUUUACCUGGAAUGUAUUCUGUCUAUGCUCAACAGUUGCUCUACAACCAUGCAUAGCCACAAAGGUUUCACUGACCUCAUUUGGAAGCACCUGUGUCCAGCUCUUGUAGUGAUCUUGGGAAAUCCAAUUCAUGAUAAAACUAUCACCUCUGCUCACAGCAACAGCAUCAGCCUUGAGUCUGACUCCUCUUCCUCCGGGGUUUCUGAUCAUGGCCGAGGAUCUGGGUGUUCUUCCACAGCACCUGCUCUCAGUGGGCCUGUGGCCCGCACAAUUUACUACAUUGCAGCUGAGCUCAUCCGUUUGGUGGGGUCAGUGGAAUCCAUGAAGCCAGUGCUGCAGUCCCUUUAUCAUCGAGUAUUGCUCUAUCCUCCACCCCAACACCGUGUGGAAGCCAUCAAAAUCAUGAAAGAGAUACUUGGUAGCCCCCAGAGGCUCUGUGACCUGGCAGGGCCAAGCUCCACUGAAGCCGAAGUCAGGAAAAGAUCAGUCUCAAAAAGAAAAUCACAUCUAGAUCUUCUCAAACUCAUUAUGGAUGGAAUGACAGAAGCUUGUAUAAAAGGUGGCAUUGAAGCCUGCUUUGCCUCUGUGUCCUGUGUCUGCACUCUACUUGGAGCAUUAGAUGAACUUAGCCAGGGUAAAGGUUUGAGUGAGGAACAGGUGCAGUUACUUCUCCGGCGCAUCGACGAGUUGAAAGAUGGGGCUGAAUCGAGCCGCGAAUCUAUGGAGAUCAAUGAAGCUGACUUUCGGUGGCAAAGGCGAGUCCUGUCCUCAGAACACACCCCAUGGGAAUCAGGAAAUGAGAAGAGCCCCGACAUUAGCAUUAGUGUUACCACGGAUACAGGUCAGACCACUUUGGAGGGUGAAAUGGGGCAGACCACGCCUGAGGAGAACCCCGAAAAUCAAAAGAGUUGUUUAAAGUCGCCAGCCGUACAAGAGAGUAAGGAAAUUCUAAGGAGAGAGCGAGAAUCAGACGCGAUAGACCAACCAGAUGUUGUUCAGAGAAGCCACACUGUUGUUUACCCUGACAUAACUAAUUUCCUGUCCGUUGAUUGCAGGACGAGAUCAUACGGAUCCAGAUAUAGUGAGAGUAAUUUCAGUGUAGAUGAGCAAGACCUUUCUAGGACUGAAUUUGAUUCCUGUGAUCAGUACUCCAUGGCAGCAGAAAAGGAUUCUGGGAGGUCUGAUGUGUCCGACAUUGGGUCUGAUAAUUGUUCUCUAGCUGAUGAAGAGCAGACCCCGAGGGAUUGCCUGGGCCACAGAUCUUUGAGGACCGCUGCUCUCUCGUUAAAAUUGCUGAAGAGCCAGGAGGCGGAUCAGCACAGUGCCAGGUUGUUUGUGCAAAGCCUGGAAAACCUCCUUCCUCGGCUCCUUGCCCUCCCCACUGUGGAAGAAGUGGACUCUGCCCUCCAGAACUUCUCUUCAACCUUCUGUUCAGGUAUGAUUCACUCUCCUGGAUUUGACACCACCAACAGCCUCAGCUUUCAAAUCCUGAUGAAUGCGGACAGUCUCUACAUGGUCUCACACUACACUCUCCUGCUCAACCUGAAGCUCUCUAAUGGCGAUUACUACAGAAAGAAGCCAACACUCGCACCUGUCAUGUUGAAAGAGUUUAUGAAGCAGGUCCAAACCAGUGGGGUGCUCAUGGUUUUCUCUCAAGCUUGGAUUGAAGAACUUUACCAUCAGGUGCUUGAUAGGAACAUGCUUGGUGAAGCAGGUUAUUGGGGAAGUCCCGAAGAGCACAGCCUGCCCCUCAUCACUAUGCUAACUGAUAUUGAUGGCUUGGAGAGCAGUGCUAUAGGUGGCCAAUUGAUGGCAUCAGCUUCUACAGAGUCUCCUCUCACCCAGAACCAGAGAACAGAUGAUUCCAUAGUGGCAGGUGUUGCUUUUGCCCGUUAUAUUUUGAUUGGCUGCUGGAAGAACUUGAUUGAUACUUUGUCUACACCCUUGACUGGUCGCAUGGCUGGAAGCUCCAAAGGACUAGCAUUCAUUCUGGGUGCUGAAGGAAUCAAAGAACAGAACCAGAAAGAACGAGAUUCCAUCUGCAUGAGUCUUGAUGGACUGAGGAAAGCAGCUCGACUGAGCUGUGCUUUAGGAGUGGCUGCUAAUUGUGCAUCAGCACUUGCUCAGAUGGCUGCUGCUUCUUGUGUACAGGAAGAGAAAGAGGAAAGGGAAGUUCAAGAACCCAGUGAUGCUAUAACCCAAGUGAAACAAAAAGUGGAACAGAAACUGGAGCAGAUUGGGAAGGUUCAGGGAGUAUGGCUGCAUACAGCCCAUGUUUUGUGCAUGGAUGCCAUCCUCAAUGUGGGCCUGGAAAUGGGAAGCCAUAAUCAGGAUUGUUGGCCACAUGUGUUCAGAGUAUGUGAAUACGUUGCAACAUUGGAGCACAACCAUUUCAGUGAUGGCACAACUCAGGCAGCUCUGCCCAUCAGUCAGCCUCAGAAGACUUCUGGAGGGACAGGAGUUCUGGCAGAUUAUGAAUCAGAACAUUUUCCCCAAGACUCACACCUCCAGCCCGACAACUCUCUGCACAGCACACCCAUCAUUCAGCAGCUAUCCAUUCAGGAGCUCAUUAAGGAGGGCCGGAAGGGCCGAGCCUUUGAUUUUCGUUGUGGUAGCCUUUUGAGUGGGAGCAGUGCUGCCAAGGCUGUCCUCACCCUUUCCACCCAAGCUGACAGGCUCUUUGAAGAUGCUGCGGACAAGCUGAAUUUAAUGGCAUUGGCAGGCUUCCUCUACCAGUUAAAAAAAGCAUCUCAAUCACAGCUUUUCCACUCUGUUACAGACACUGUCGAUUACUCUUUAGCAAUGCCAGGAGAAGUUAAAUCCACUCAAGAUAGGAGAAGUGCUCUCCACUUGUUCCGUCUUGGAGAUUCAAUGCUCAGAAUAGUCCGGAGUAAAUCUCGGCCACUUCUCCAUUUCAUGCGUUGUUGGAGCCUUGUUGCUCCUCAUCUGGUAGAGGCUGCCUGCCAUAAAGAAAGGCAUGUUUCUCAGAAGGCAGUCUCCUUCAUCCAUGACAUCCUUACAGAGGUUCUAACAGACUGGAGCGAGCCCCCUCAUUUUCAUUUCAAUGAAGCACUGUUCCGUCCCUUUGAACGCAUCAUGCAACUGGAAUUAUGUGAUGAGGAUGUCCAGGACCAGGUAGUCACAUCAAUAGGAGAGCUGGUUGAAGUGUGUUCUACUCAGAUACAGUCAGGAUGGAGGCCUUUAUUCAGUGCCCUGGAAACAGUGCAUAGCAGUAAUAAAUCAGAAAUGAAGGAAUAUCUUAUAGGAGACUACUCCAUGGGAAAGGGUCAGGCCCCUGUGUUUGAUGUCUUUGAAGCCUUUCUGAACACGGACAACAUCCAGGUGUUUGCCAAUGCAGCCACCAGUUAUAUUAUGUGCCUUAUGAAGUUUGUGAAAGGAUUGGGAGAAGUAGAAUGUAAAGAGAUCGGGGAUUGUGUACCAGGUUCAACAUCAACAUCAACAGACUUGUGCCUUCCCGCUCUCGAUUACCUCAGGAAGUGUUCUCAGUUGCUUGCCAAAAUCUACAAGAUGCCCUUGAAACCAAUUUUUCUUGGUGGGAGACUUGCCAGUUUGCCUCGGAGAGUUCAAGAGAACUCAGCUAGUAGUGAGGAUGGGAUCGAAUCGAUACUUUCUGAUUUUGAUGAUGAUACUGGUCUUAUAGAAGUCUGGAUCAUCCUUUUAGAACAACUGACGGCUGCUGUAUCCAAUUGUCCUCGCCAGCACCAACCUCCUACCCUGGAUUUACUCUUUGAACUCUUGAGAGAUGUUACCAAAGUACCUGGACCAGGGUUUGGAAUAUAUGCAGUUGUACAUCUCCUCCUUCCUGUGAUGUCUUUGUGGCUCCGCCGUAGCCAUAAAGAUCAUGCUUACUGGGAUGUUGCCUCAGCCAAUUUCAAGCAUGCCAUUGGUUUGUCCUGUGAACUGGUGGUGGAACAUAUCCAGAGCUUUAUACACUCAGAUAUUAGGUAUGAAAAUAUGAUCAACACAAUGCUAAAAGAUCUUUUCGAGUUAUUGGUAGCAUGUGUGGCUAAGCCGACAGAAACUAUCUCCAGAGUUGGCUGCUCUUGUAUUCGGUAUGUCCUUGUAACUGCAGGGCCUGUUUUCACUGAAGAAAUGUGGAGGCUUGCAUGUUGUGCAUUACAGGAUGCAUUCUCUGCCACACUAAAACCAGUGAAGGAUCUAUUGGGCUGUUUCCACAGUGGCAAUGAAAGUUUCAGUAGUGAUGGCUGCCAGGUAAGAGUGGCAGCCCCUUCUUCUUCCCCUAGUGCUGAGGCGGAAUACUGGCGGAUCCGAGCCAUGGCACAACAAGUAUUCAUGUUAGAUACUCAGUGCUCACCAAAGACUCCAAACAACUUUGAUCAUGCUCAGUCCUGUCAGCUGAUCAUCGAACUGCCUCCUGAUGAAAAGCCAAAUGGGCACACCAAGAAAAGUGUCUCUUUCAGGGAAAUUGUGGUGAGCUUAUUGUCUCAUCAAGUGCUGCUCCAGAACUUAUAUGACAUCUUGUUAGAAGAGUUUGUCAAAGGCCCUUCCCAACAAGGAGAAGAGAAGACAGUUCAAGUGCCAGAAAACAAGUUAGCUGGUUUCCUCAGGUAUAUCUCCAUGCAGAAUUUGGCCGUCAUCUUUGACUUGCUGUUGGACUCCUAUAGAACAGCCAGAGAGUUUGACACCAGCCCAGGGUUGAAAUGUCUACUGAAGAAAGUAUCGGGCAUUGGAGGAGCAGCCAACCUGUACCGCCAGUCUGCAAUGAGCUUUAACAUCUAUUUUCAUGCCCUAGUCUGUGCUGUCUUGACCAAUCAGGAGAAUAUCACUGCUGAGCAGGUUAAGAAAGUCCUUUUUGAAGAUGAUGAAAGAAGUACAGAUUCUUCCCAGCAGUGUUCAUCAGAGGAUGAAGAUAUAUUUGAGGAAACAGCCCAAGUCAGCCCUCCACGGGGGAAGGAGAAGAGACAGUGGAGGGCUAGAAUACCUUCUUUGAGUGUCCAGCCUGUCAGCAACGCAGACUGGGUAUGGUUAGUGAAAAGACUUCAUAAACUUUGCAUGGAACUGUGCAAUAAUUACAUCCAGAUGCACUUAGAUCUGGAGAAUAAUGUGGAGGAACCUCCUACCUUCAAGAGUGAUCCUUUCUUCAUUCUCCCCUCCUUCCAAUCUGAAUCCUCUACUCCAUCCACAGGAGGGUUUUCAGGGAAGGAUACACCAUCUGAGGAUGACCGAAGUCAAUCAAGAGACCAUGUGGCUGAUGGCAUGCCCCCAAAGGGAAACAUCGGGGAUAUGUCAGAGCUGCCUCCCAGCCCCAAAGGGGAGAGAAAAGAUCAAAGCAAGAAGAAAGAGUGGUGGGAGAGUGCAGGAAACAAGAUCUAUACCAUGGCCACCGACAAAACUAUUUCAAAGCUGAUGACUGAGUACAAGAAAAGGAAGCAGCAGCAACAUAACCUAGUUCCAUUUGCCAAAGACAUCAAAGUGGAGAAAAAAGGAGAGCAAUUGGGAUCCAGGAGACCAGAUUCACCCCUCCUCCAGCGUCCACAACAUCUGAUAGAUCAGGGCCAAAUGAGGCAUUCCUUCAGUGCUGGUCCAGAGAUUCUGAGGCAAGAGAAGAGGCCCCGCUCUGGCUCAACAGUGAGCACCCUGAGUAUAUCUGUGAGAGAUGCCGAAGCCCAGAUCCAGGCAUGGACCAACAUGGUGCUAACAGUUCUCAAUCAGAUUCAGAUCUUGCCAGAUCAGACGUUUAUUGCCCUUCAGCCAGCAGUAUUCCCUUGUAUCAGCCAACUGACUUGUCAUGUGACUGAUAAUCGUGUUCGCCAGGCUGUAAGGGAAUGGCUUGGAAGAGUGGGCCGAGUCUAUGACAUCAUCAUAUAGAAGAAAUACAUUCCAUCAGUUAGGAGAAGAAAGUAAUGAGGGUUAAAGGUAUGCCAACAAUCUGGUUGACAGCAGUGUCCCAACUCCCCCUUUACCACUUAGGAGAAGGAGCCUGUACAUUUGGAGACAGUAACCCAACAAGAAGUCUUUCAGGAUAUUCAAUCUUUAGCCAGCCACGUGGCUGGUCUAAUGUUCCACCAUGUGAGAUGCAUUGAUCUCACUCGUUGCUUUAGGAGUCUCUGUAUCACUAAAGUACAUCUUUCUAUACGUUGAACAUUAUUACCCAUUGCUACAGCGUGUGAUUGUUGAGGAAAGUCACAUCCAAGGGAUGCCCUUUUGAAAGCACUUUGUCAGCUCAGUGGGAUUAUAUACUAUGGGGCCAUUGCAAUGGAUACCACUCCUUUCCAAAAAAAGAAAAAGCCUAUUAGUAAGUCAGGCUGGUGUCAAACACUCAGAAAAUUAGUAGCAGGUGAUGUUAAUGGUAGGAAGAGCCAGACCACCAGGGCAAUCAGAUAGAGAAGCUGAUACAUGGAUGUUGUUAAAAGAAAGACAACUUUUGCCAAAUAUGCUCAAAAGAUUAUCAGUAUGCUUAUUAGAAAAUCCUCUGUAAAUCAAACUUUAUAAGCAUUUGUACCAUCUUAACCAAGGAGAGUAAGUUCAAGUUUCUGUGUGCCCCUAUUUAUUUAAAGAUCCUUUCCUGAAAGAGUUUGAGAUGUCAGCAGCCCUGGCUCUAUACUCACAAUAUCCAAUGAUUUAUUGGAGUAGUAUUAUUAGAAAACCUAGGAGCUGUCAUAUGGUUAGGAAUGGUUUGCUUGACUCUUAUAACUGAUGUUUUGAGAACAUGCCAGAAAACAGUUUGAAUCAAUGAUUCUCAACUACCCCAGUUUUUCAUUUGUCUGAAUAGAAGGUAAGAUCCUAGAAAAAAAAAUUUUUUUAUACAUCUCACCUUACAUUUAAAAGCAUGAGGCAUAGAUAAGGAAAACUGUGAGUCCUUUGCUGCUGGGAUGAAAAGAUUCUUAUAAGUUGUUUCAAACCCCUUAUAAAAUGAUACCUCAGGGCCGGAAUGGGUACAAGAACUGGAAAGUGUGAUUUAACUAGUUUUAAAUCUUCUUUUAAAAAUCUUUGUUAUGCUUUUUUUAAAUUCAAAAUAUCUUAUUCUGACCUUUUCUUUUUGAGAAGAGCUCUAAAAGGCUCUAAAAUUAAACACAAGUAGUUAAAAAAGAUAAAGUUAUGGAGUAACACUGGACCUGGAAAAGCUAAGGGAUGAGGGGAUCAUUUUGCAUCACAAAGGUCAAAAAUUGAAUGUUUAAUGUAGUUGAGUUCAUUUGUGAAUUAGACAUUAUGUCUCUUUAGAAAGUAGAGAAAUUUUGUAUUCAAGAUCGUUAUAUACUUCAACCAACCCAAUAAACAAGACAAAGGUAGUUAAAGCAUAGGUUAUACUCAUCUUCAUCUAGAUGCUACAAGAGAAGAAAUUUAGGACAUAGCUAUUAAUAAUAGCAGCAUAUUUUAGAUUUCAAAAAACCAUAGGCCAUUCUUCUGAUAAAUUAAUCUUAUGAAGUUCUUGGAAAGUUUUUCAGAAGCAAAAGAUAAUAAUAGAAGAAAUGAUGAUUUUUACCCACCCAUUCCCAACUUCUUAUAUUUCAAAUUGAGUGUCUUAUCAUUCUUGAAAAUAAAACACAAACUAUUUGCCAAGGGAUAAUAAGGAUUUCCUACUGGGUUUUAUCCAGUCUUGAUAGCUAAAAAGCUCCACUUGGGCAGACCAAUUAUUCUUCUUUUAAGGAGGGGUUUUAUGAUCUUGUAUGUUAUCUAGAAGGGUGAGGACUAGCUUUAAGUCCCAAAUUUUUUGAGUGGAUUGUGAAAGACAUUUUUCUCUCCAAUAGUUAGGGGGAAACAAUAUAAUUAUAUAUUAUUCUAUCUAGUAGCAUCCACAAAGAAGAAGGAAAUGUUUUCCUGUUGUAUAAUCCUUGUACCUCAUACUCAUUGUUAAUGUACUCACUAACUUACAUCAUUCCACCAACCAAGAAUUAAUUAAUUUUGGGAGAUUCUUUCCAGCUCUGACAUUUUGUGAAGUAGAUCACCAAAUCAGGUAGACCCUAACUCAGUUUGGCUUCCCAAUAGUUUUAUAAGCUAUGGAUUUCCUAAAUUUUGUUAAGUACAGUUGGUGGCUUUAUAAGUACUUUUAAAAAGAAGACUGAGCUAUCUAUAUUUGGUUUUAUAGCUUAGCUUCCUCCUUGGAAAACCCUCAAGUGUUCUACAAGUUGUGAAACACUGUAUAAACAACACACAUCAUUGGGUUCUAUAUGGAAAGCAAAUGUAUUAUAUUGAAUUCUUUCUUGUAAUUGUAGAAGGAAAAGAAAAACUACCUAUUUUUCUCAGCCAUUAGGUAGUACUGCUUCCUCGUACAGAGAGAAUGACUCAAGGCAAUCUGGAUUAAGUGACCUGCCCAGGGUGACAAAAUUAGUAUGUAUAAGGUGUCUGAGACCAUAUUUGACUUCAAGUCUUCCUGACUCCAAGGCCAGUGCUCAGUCAGCUGUACCAUCUAAGUGGCCCCAGAAUGACUUAAUAAUCCUGGCUGUAGCAGAGAUUUUCCUCCAAAAAAAAAUCCUAACAAUUAAAGCAGCAUCACUGGUCCUAAACUGAGGUUCUCACUUGACAGAAAUUGAAAAACUGUUUACAUUUCUUGAUGAGAGAGUUGGGCUGAUGAUUGUGCAACUCCCUCAUUUAAAUCCAGUCCACACACAAGUCAAGGCAACAUCCUGUGAUAUCAUUUGUCUUCUUCAAAAUGAAGGGCAAACAAUAACAAUCACAACAAAAUUUCUUGCAAAAAUUCUUAAAAGAAGUCAGACCUUUAAAACCAAAUGGGAGUUUAGAAUAGAAACAAGAGUUUGUAAAGUCAUCUGUUGCAGAAUAAAUAAAGGCAAAUCUACGUCAUCCCCAAUUUGUAAACAGUUUAUAAAAAUUCAUUCAUAAAUUAGUUUGGUACUGUUUCCCAUUGAAAUAAUUAUAAAUUGUCAUUAGGUAGCCAGGUAGCUCACAGAAGAUUAACCUAUAAUUUUACUGAGUGCUAGACUUUGUAAAUGGAAUUAGUGGCAUCAUAAGUACUUUUUAAAAGAAGACGGAACUAUCUCUGCCUCCUUGUAAAACCCUGGAGUCUAGAAUACCUGCAUCUGAAUCUAGCCUCAGAUCCUUUCUAGCUGUGUGAGCCUGAGGAUUUCUGCCUCAAUAUCCCCAUCUGUAAAAUGGUGAUAAGAAUGGCACCUAACUUCCCAGAGAGAUCGUGGGGUUAUAAUAUUAUAAAAUUCUUAUCAAAUCUUAAAGCUCUAUGUAAAUCUUAGCUGUUAUUAUUAUAUAAUACUAAUGAGAUGCAAGAAAUCUUAGUAGUUGUCCAGUAGAAUCCGUUCUAAAACAUGUCCAAAAAGGAACUAUCUGUUUGAAGAAAACUACUGAUGAGGAACAAACCACUAAGCAAGGGUGCCUUAAUUCUUUUUUCUGGCUUAAUUUAUUUGCUGUGGCCACAAGUCUCUCAAGAUAAGUUCAGAAUUUGAAACUAGCAGCUUCCCCUCUAUUUCUUUCCUCUUUAAAAAAGAUACUUCUUGAAUCAGACAGAACCCUAAAAGGUAGAAAGGGAGAGUUCUGAUUCUAUGGCCUAAGCAACCUACCUUUAUUCUGUUAAUUAUUCUUCCUUUUUUUUUUUUUUUUUUUUUUUAAAGAAUGGAUAA
Sarcophilus harrisii (Tasmanian devil) is the source of this 10818-nucleotide messenger RNA. It is a transcript of the gene ARFGEF3, whose product is annotated as ARFGEF family member 3. Gene Ontology annotation, molecular function: guanyl-nucleotide exchange factor activity. Bases 563 to 7099 code for a protein of 2178 amino acids. The record is from RefSeq and is a predicted model, not a curated record. The transcript is spliced from 34 exons. Gene Ontology annotation, biological process: regulation of ARF protein signal transduction. NCBI's taxonomy places the organism in Eukaryota, Metazoa, Chordata, Mammalia, Dasyuromorphia, Dasyuridae.